AUAUUAUACAUGAGUAAGAUAUAUUAUGACAAAUUUGGUAGAUUUCAUUGUGAAAGACACAAUGAAAUUUGAUAAGUGGGAUAUAAUUUUUUUUACAACAUUUUAGUCCUCAUUUGUUAUAUCAGUUGUGACGCGAGGUUAGAGUUCAAGGAAAAAAAUAACUAACUAACAUGUUGCCAUUUUUACACAUUUGAAAAAAAAAAUUCAUCAGACUUAUAUGUGAGCCAAUUAUACUUUGACGACGAAGGUGGUAUUUACCCUAUAUAGUAAUAUUACCGGAGUAUUUUAUAAAGUGAGUCUCAGUCAUAAGGCUUUAAUUGCAAAGGGAGAAGUAGCUUAGCUUAACAACCAAAAAGGAAAUGUACUAGAAAUUUAAAAGUCGUUAAGGGAGUUGUGUGACCGAUUUAUGAGUCGUGUACACUGGUGCAAUGCAAUCAGCGAUGUGGCGUUUCUCGUAGUCUUUCUUCUUUGUUUGUUUCACUGUCUUAGUAUUACUAUUACUAUCACUAUUGGAGGAGAAAGGAGCUAUAUGGAUAACCACCAAGAUCAAGGACACGAGGGUCGUGCAUGUAGAUGUAGCGAAUGUCGAUGGCCUUCCCCUAAUCCAAAUCCAUGUCCCAAAAAAAGUCUUUCUCACAAGAACAAAUGUGGAACCAUUGAAGGUUACGAACUGUCAACUUCAGAGCGCCAAACCCAUUCCAAUGCUUCAGAGUCGGAUGAUGAUGAACACCUUUCUGAUGAUGAUCCCCACUCACAAGGUCCAAACUCCUUAGACCCUGGCAACAAUGAGAAACUCAAUGUUGGAACCAGAAAAUUUUUAUCUAGUUCAGGUGAUGAGUUGUUUCUAGAUGCAAUUGCAAACUUUUCAGAUGGUGCACCAAGUCCAGGAAGUAAGGAACCUUUGCGAGAUAGCCAUGAGUGGGCUCGUGAUGUGGAAAUAGGCAAUAUAAAAUAUCAAGAAUUUUCUUCAGGGUCUUCUGAUUUUAAUGAUAUAAAUCAGUUCAAUGUCAAAGGCCAAAUGCAGGAACAUAGUAUUUUGCAAAGGGAAAGGGUCAAGGAAGGAAACAUGCUGGAGAUGCAAGGUCAACUGUCAGGUUCUCAUGUUCAUCCACCAUCAUCAAGUUCCAUCACAGAUUUGAGGACCAUUGAGCGUAUUGAUGAUUGUUUUGGUUUGUCAAGUGACUCAAAUCCCAGCAAAGCUGAAGCCACACCAGAUAUGAUGCUAGAAAAUAAGAUCCAUACUGGUGAAAAUGUGAGGCCAUGCAGUUUGGCAUCUGUUGCAAAGGAGACUAAUUUGAAAGAAAAUGACGAGACUAAAUCAGACUCGGACAUGUUUGACAUUUCGAUCUUUUCUGACAAUGCUGUUAGUGACAGAAUAGCACUUAGUGAUGUGGUUAACUCGGAUUCUCAAGUGGCUAGAGGAGCUUUUAAUCUGGAAGAAAAGAACAAUGCUGAUCUCCUUUCUUUGAUGCUCCAAGAGGAACUUUCUCUUGAAGUAAAUUCUACCAUUUCAAGCACAAACACUUCCACAAACAGUGUUCAAGUAAAUUCUGCACAUACGAUACAGUUUGCUACUUCUGGCGAUGCCAAGACGUUGCAGGAAAUGGGAGAAGAAAAUGUUAACAUGUUUACAAGUCCUGUGUGUGAUGAUAGUGCUGAUGUGGCACAUCCCCAAAAUGAGUGUGCUGAUUUUAAAGAUCAUAAAGGAGUGUUACCACAGAAUCCCUUAAGCCCACCCUCAUCUGAAGCAGGGAAGCCAAAGCAAGAUGACUUGAAGGAUUCUGAUGAUGAGGAAAAUUAUUUUCAUAUAAACCAAAAUCAUUUGAGUGGAAAAAGACAGGUCCUUCCUCCAGAUGGACGUGUUCUGGAUAGCAGCAUGAAGGAGCAGGAAAGCUGGGAGAUUGUGGCUGAAGAAAUGCAUGCUGAAGAGAGCAUUGGAGUUUCUUCUGUGAAUUUCAUGACAGAAAAUGAUAAAGCAUCAGAUGAAAUUGGAAUCUCUAUGAAUCGUAUGAAAUUAGAGAUGUAUGAAAAUUAUAUGGGUGCUACUCACUUUUCUGACAAGCCAUCAAGUGGUGUAUAUAAAAGUGAUGACGUGGUUGAAAUGGAUAAAUUUGAAAAAUGCGAUAUAACUGAUGCUCAGUACACCGAAAGGCUCAUUGUGAAAGAUUCUUCAUUGCCUAAACCUGCUGGCAGUAAUUUUGAACGUUCCAUUCUUUCAGAAGCUGCAAUGGAUUUCUAUGCAAGGACACCGAAAGAUAUUGAGUGUGCAAAUAAAAGUUCACUAUCAGGUGCUCAAGAAGACAAUGAAGACAAUGAAAUCAAAAGCAGUUGCAGAGUAAACAAAGAAUGUAAUAGAUUCAUUAGUACUUCUACUGAUUCACGUCAAACACAAAAUGCAGAACUUCUAGUGAAGGCUGCAGAAGAGCCUGGUAGGAAUUCUUCGCUUUAUUCUUUAGAUGUUGAGCCUUCUGCUCAAUGUGUUUCUGUUGUUGGAGAAACUCAAGGAGAGCAUGGCAGGGAAGUGUAUGGAAUUACUGAUGUGCCUGUUCAAGAUCAAAGUGGUUUACCAUCCAACUUGAAUGACCCAAAGGCUGCAUCUGAAGGCCAACAACAUCCCAGUUCCACCUCUUCACAGGCUGGUUGGUUUCCCACUCUAACUCAAGCUAUUAAUGAGUCUCAAGGGAGAAAGAAGAAUGAAGAAAUAGUAGCUGAGAUAACAAACCGAAACAGUGAACAGAAAACACCUCCACAGAGUCCAUUGAGUGAAGCUGCCAACAGCAACAAGCUUGAGUCUCCAAAACUGGAAGAAAGUUCAAUAUUUGGAAAAAAUGGUGAAUCAGCUGCUGCAGCUAAAGCUGUGAAAGGAGAGGGUGAAAAAGGUUCGAACUCCUCUGCUGACAUCAGGCGAAAAAAUAAGAAAGUCAAGAGCAAACUCUAUUGCACGCCAUGUAUGUGCUGCUCAUCUGUAGAUUCUCCACCAAGAUAGAAUAUCCUGUUUCUCUCCACUCUCACUCUGGUUUUUGACUUUGACACACUGUUUGCGCUUACUAUCUGUUCUUUAGUUGUAUAUUUUGAGGAUCUUCGGUUGUUCUUUUACAUGUGACAUCUCAUUUCAUUCUGUUGUAUAAAUUUCGUAAUAAGGUUCUAGUUGAAGGCUACUGGGGAAGUGAAAUUAUAAA
Messenger RNA from Glycine soja, 3179 nucleotides. RefSeq lists its product as uncharacterized. The transcript is spliced from 5 exons. The record is from RefSeq and is a predicted model, not a curated record. Bases 407 to 2986 code for a protein of 859 amino acids. Lineage: Eukaryota; Viridiplantae; Streptophyta; Magnoliopsida; Fabales; Fabaceae.